UCUAUAAACAUUAAUAUGAUUGUUACCGCUCAUAUCUCAUCGUAAAAUGCGAUUUUGUGCAGUUUUAUGAUGUUACAUGGGUGAGUGUAUCACUUUAAGAAAUCCAACGCGGAUCCUUGAAGUUGUCGACCACUUGUGUUACUGAUGGCCAGUGCAGAGCAUCACCGAAAUUUUAUUGUUGUCAUAAAAUAACUAAUGUGCAUUUGCAUUGUUCCUCUUCCUUUAUUCCUGAACCACGAACAGGUCCCAACUCAAGCGAUCCAGAAUAUUAAGAAUGGCUUUCUCAGACUCCACUCGGUCGGACACAGAGGAGCCCUUUAUCCUGAGAGCGACCAAAAUCGCUGCGGUUGUCGCUCUUUACUGGUUCAUCUCGAUUUCCAUGGUUUUCCUGAACAACUACCUGUUAGAGAGCAAGGAGCUGGACGCGCCUGUCUUCAUCACAUUCUUCCAGUGUGUUGUUAGCGUCGGACUGUGUUGGAUCUUGAACUUUCUCUCAAAGUUAUGUCCGGGAUUCGUGGAUUUCCCGUCUUUGAAAUUUGAUUUCAGAGUGUCCAGAGAGAUUUUGCCGCUGACCGUCGUGUUCAUCGGCAUGAUCACGUUCAACAACUUGUGCCUGAAAUAUGUGGGAGUUGCCUUCUAUACCGUUGGCCGCUCGCUUUCCACCGUGUUUAACGUGCUUCUGUCCUACGCGGUUCUGAAGCAAACCACGUCCUUCUAC
Sinocyclocheilus rhinocerous is the source of this 718-nucleotide messenger RNA. RefSeq names its product GDP-fucose transporter 1-like. Lineage: Eukaryota; Metazoa; Chordata; Actinopteri; Cypriniformes; Cyprinidae. The record is from RefSeq and is a predicted model, not a curated record. The transcript has a single exon. The annotation marks the transcript as partial.